AUGCAUGGCCAGCAUCAUCAGCAUCAUCAUCACGAUCAUACUCACGCUCCAUCAAUUUUUGAGCAAUCGCUUGAUGAACUGGACUUUGAACGUUCCUUACAUGGAGCUUCCAGUCGAGGAGAUAUUGACAGAGUGAGGUGGCUGCUGAAUCGCAACGCCCUUGUCAAUGCUCGAGAUUCGAGCGGCUUGGCUGCAUUGCAUUACGCUGCUCGUGCAGGCUCUAUAGAGGUUGUGGAGGCCCUGCUACUCGCUGGAGCUGACGCUAAUACUACUAGCUCAGAGCUUGGAUGCACUCCUCUUCAUAAGGCAGCUAGUGGUGGCAAGAACAGUUUCAACAUAGCACAGAUCUUACUGAAACACGGGGCGGAUCCGUAUUCCCUUGAAACUGAUGGACGAACACCACUGCAUGUGGCAUGUGAUACUAGAGGUUCUGAAAGCGAUGAGCUUGUCCAACUUUUGCUGAAGGCUGCUCCAGACGCAAUAAACCGAAAGGAUCAAAAGGGUAGAUUGCCGAAUCUAGAACCAAAUAGCUAG
This is a messenger RNA of Synchytrium microbalum, 534 nucleotides long. RefSeq lists its product as uncharacterized. Gene Ontology annotation, molecular function: protein binding. The record is from RefSeq and is a predicted model, not a curated record. Bases 1 to 534 code for a protein of 177 amino acids. The transcript has 2 exons. Lineage: Eukaryota; Fungi; Chytridiomycota; Chytridiomycetes; Synchytriales; Synchytriaceae.